AUGAGGGAGACAAGGGGAGAAGGUGGAGGGGGUGGCAGGGGAUGGAGUGGGGGAGAGAAGAGGAGGGAGGGAGAAGGAGCAGAAAGAGGGAGGAGAAGAGGGAGAGAGAGAGGGGGGAGGGGAGGUGGUGGUAGCAGGGAUGGAGGAGGAAGAGCAGCAGUGGGAAAGAGAUGGAAGCGAGAUAAUUUGGACAAUGGUGACAAUGGAGAUGGAGGGAACAAUUCUUUCAAGCAUGGUGGUGGUUACAAUCAAGAUAGCCAACAAACCGGAAGUAUGUCAUGGGCUCAAAGACAAGAUAAUUAUUAUGCCACUCAAGAUACUGAUCAUGGCCAUCGUCCUAGCAUAGAAGCACAACGUCAAUUCCUCAAUAAUUUAACUCAAUUUUCAAGUGAGGAUACUUUCUCUCACCAUUCAGGGUCACAAAGAUAUAGAGGAAUCGAUGAUCAAAUGCAAAAUUUGGGUAUACACCCAACCUAUGAGCAUGAAUCUAGCCAAAACUGCAGUACUAGUCAAUUGAGAUAUGGCUAUGACCAAUUAUAUGGAAUCACUCCUGACUAUUACAGUGGAUAUCGGUCAUUUGAUGGAUCUGGAUAG
This is a messenger RNA of Coffea eugenioides, 594 nucleotides long. RefSeq names its product transcription initiation factor TFIID subunit 15b-like. Bases 1 to 594 code for a protein of 197 amino acids. The transcript is spliced from 3 exons. The record is from RefSeq and is a predicted model, not a curated record. Lineage: Eukaryota; Viridiplantae; Streptophyta; Magnoliopsida; Gentianales; Rubiaceae.